UGCGAACCAAACACGGGCUAUGUCCAUCACAACCUAGUUAUCGGUGGCCGUGUCGGCACUGCUCUUUUCCCAUCGCCAUAUGGUCACCUGUCAAUCUGUGUAGAGCGGUCUUCCUUAUCUGCGUGCAGUUUUCUGAUCCCGCGGCUCGAACGAACAGAAAGCACCAGUAGCACAUAGUAUACCGUCAUACCCAUGCUCGUUCAUGCUGGGCCACCAUGAUUAAUCAUCCAUACGGCGCCCCGUCGAGUUACAUGUAUGCUAAUGUGGACGACGGUUAUAGUCAGGUCUCUCAUGUGUCGCCUCCCCCAGAUCGCCUCUAUAGCUUCAUCCCGAGGUUGUCAGUUGAUUCUAUGCCCUGGUACGGGGCAACUGAGUACUCGGGUACAACUUCAAAUAGAGACUAUGACCAACGAGAUUCUUUGCCAAAUCGAUGGACACCUCGGGAACGUGCUUGGCGGUUUUUUAGAGGAGUGCAGUCGAAAGUGAGGAGUAGAUGGCGACCGCUUCAUUUACGAUCCCUGUUUUUACGCCCUUGUCACUAUCAUGUCCGUGAUGACCCAGAUAUAUAUAUCUAGUUAUUUAACGAUGUUCUCAAACUUCUAGCCUCAACUGUACUCAAACAUCUUUUUGUUGUUUUGCCCUGCUAUGCCUCGCUGCUCAGCGAUUACCAUUGCUGCUUUUCUCCUAUUUACCGGAUGUCGGUCCCUUCGAAGUUCCAACACUGUUCUAGGUAAUUUCAAGAGAUUUCUCAAAUGACAGAUGCUUCAGUUAGAGGGCCAGUUGAACUAUAAACUAGUCUCCUGAUUAUUUUCACCGUUCUUGCAUGUUGUACAUGCCAUCCUGGAAAGAAGAAAAGGUGCAGGUGCAGACAGGCAUGCCAUUGUGAUCGACAAUGUUCAUAUCGGCUGUCCUCGACUUAGUACAUGCGUUAGACCUCGAACCUAGUAUAUAUACGUAGAGGGCACUGUGCAUAGGCUUGUAUGACGUAAUAAUAGUCCUUGGAUUCUGCUCC
Suillus subaureus is the source of this 1012-nucleotide messenger RNA. RefSeq lists its product as uncharacterized. Bases 216 to 575 code for a protein of 119 amino acids. The record is from RefSeq and is a predicted model, not a curated record. NCBI's taxonomy places the organism in Eukaryota, Fungi, Basidiomycota, Agaricomycetes, Boletales, Suillaceae. The transcript has 5 exons.